Messenger RNA from Patella vulgata (common limpet), 2154 nucleotides. Its product is annotated as multiple epidermal growth factor-like domains protein 10. Gene Ontology annotation, molecular function: scavenger receptor activity. The coding region runs from base 1 to 1674 and encodes 557 amino acids. Lineage: Eukaryota; Metazoa; Mollusca; Gastropoda; Patellidae. The transcript is spliced from 5 exons. The record is from RefSeq and is a predicted model, not a curated record.
AUGUAUACAAGAUAUGGUACCAACUGUGAUCUUUACUGUAGUAGUGGGUGUCAGGACAACAUCUGUACUAGAGACAAUGGUCAUUGUAGUUGUAAAACUAACUUUUUUGGUAAUAAAUGUGAUUCAUGUAUACAAGGUAGAUAUGGCUCGGGAUGUGGUCUUAACUGUAGUAGUGGAUGUCAGAACAACAUCUGUACUAAAGACAAUGGUCAUUGUACGUGUAAAACUAACUUUUCUGGUAAUAAAUGCGAAUCAUGUAUACAAGGUAGAUAUGGUACCAACUGUCAAGAUAUCUGUAGUAGUGGGUGUCAGAACAACAUCUGCAAUAAAGAUAAUGGAUAUUGUACCUGUGAAUCUGAAUUUUCUGGUAACAAAUGUGAAUCAUGUAUACACGGUUACCAUGGUACUAACUGUCAGUCAACAUGUAUAGUUACUAACUGUAUGGGUAACUGUGACAGGACUACAGGACAAUGUUCUAGCUGUAUACAAGGUUACCAUGGUACUAACUGUAAAACUAGAUGUUCUAGUAACUGUACUGAAGAAUGUAAUAAAUCAACAGGUAGAUGUAUAGAAUGUAUAUCAGGAAUAUUUGGUGAUGAUUGUAAUAAACCAUGUCCUGUUAACUGUAAAGAAACUUGUACCAGGGACGAGGGUAAAUGUGGUGGCUGUAAACCUAUUACAGUUGGUCUAUAUUGUAAUUCUACAUGUGGUGCUGAAUGUCUACCAAUUACAGACGGGACUCGAGAAACAUGUAAUAGAGAUGGUAGGUGUACUGAAUGUAUUGUGGGAAGAUAUGGCGAUGGCUGUGAUUGGAAUUGUAGUACAACAUGUGAUGGCAACUGUAGUAGGAGUAAAGGUAGAUGUACUGAAUGUAUUGUAGGAAGAUAUGGUGAUAGAUGUGAUAAGAACUGUAGUAAAACAUGUGAUGGUAGAUGUGAUAGAACUAAUGGUAAAUGUAGUUUAUGUAUUAAAGGGUACAGUGGAGAUACCUGUGAUAAAGAUUGUAAAGAUAACUGUACUAUUUGUAAUCAAGAUGAUAUCAACAACUGUUCUCAAUGUAUAUAUGGAAAAUAUUAUGGAACAGCAUGUAAUUACACGUGUAGUUUGAACUGUAAACACGGUUCCUGUUAUCAAGAAAACGGAGACUGUUCCGGUGGCUGUGUGGAGGGUAAAAUGGGAAUGGACUGCUCCAAAAAUUGUACUUGGGGAUUUUAUAGUGAGAAUUGUAACAGAACCUGUGGAAAUUGUGCUCAGAAUGCAUCAUGUGAGAUAACCAGAGGAAGUUGUGGUUUAGUUGGAUGUAUAGAAGGUUAUACAGGAGAUACUUGUCAUGCUAUUAAACAUAAAGAUACAGCUGAUGAAGAAGUUAGUCCAGUUGUAGGUGGUGUUAUUGGUGCUAUAUUUGGUAUAGUUGUUACAUUAGUAAUAUGUAUUACAGUAUAUUGCUAUAUAGUUAAAAGAAAUCAGUCGUCUAAACAAACCAGUGAAUCACGUGGUUAUAGAUAUAAUAAUCAGUCUACUAUAAAUACAUCAACAACAGGAGGAGAUAACUCUACAUCUGAUGAUAUUACUUAUGAUACUCUACAACAAGUUUCAAUUCAACAAGAUGAAGCAGCAAAUCAAUAUCAAACAUUAAAUCCAGAUCCUGCAUAUGUAAACCUUGGUUUACAAUAAAACAAAAGUGUAAUAUAUAGUGUAGAAGGGCGGAUUUGGAUUUGUUUGAUCACAUGCAGAACAUGGUUGUUAAAAAUAUCAGGCAUAUGUAAUGGUCAUAGAUUUAGUUGUAAUUUAGUUCAGAUGAUUUCCUAUCCUAAUUAAAUAGAAUAAAAGACUUAUAUAGCUGUAAAUAUUAUCGCAACAAUGAUGUUAAUUAUUAUUCAUAUUAGUUCAAAUGAGGUGCAUGACUCUUGAAAAAGGGCAAAUUUACACAUUUUCAUACAUUUGACCUAAAGUGCUCUAUGGAUCUCAAUCAAACUUAGUAAUUGAUUGGUCAGUUAUUAUUUAACUAUAGUUCAUCGGAAGAAGUUGGAUAACGGGUGCCUUGACAAGAUAAAUUUAAACGUUUUCUGUGUCAUUUGGUAGAUACAAACCAAAUUUGGCAGUUAUGUUGAUUUGGUUUAUAAUUAAUGGUUUUCUACGUUCCCUGCCAACGGU